This is a messenger RNA of Ipomoea nil (Japanese morning glory), 570 nucleotides long. RefSeq lists its product as uncharacterized. The transcript has a single exon. The record is from RefSeq and is a predicted model, not a curated record. NCBI's taxonomy places the organism in Eukaryota, Viridiplantae, Streptophyta, Magnoliopsida, Solanales, Convolvulaceae. The coding region runs from base 1 to 570 and encodes 189 amino acids.
AUGCCUGAUAAUUCACUGUUCAUAAGAGGUAAAGGAAGUUUAUUUGUUGCUUUACUAGUCUAUGUUGAUGACAUAGAAGUAACCCGUUCUGAUCUAGCCAUUAUAGAAGAAGUUAAGAAGCAGUUCAAUACAAACUUUCAGAUAAAGGACUUAGGGCCUUUGAAAUAUUUUCUUAGUUUUGAAAUAGCUAGACAAAAGAAAGGGAUUGGCAUUUGUCAAAGAAAAUAUGGCAUUGAAUUUCUCAAAGAUACAGGCUUUACAGAUUCAGACAACACUCAGUACAGGAAGACAGUUGGAAAAUUGCUAUAUCUAACUAUAACUAGACCAGACAUCAGCUUUGCUACUCAACAACUGUCACAAUUUCUUGAUAAGCCUACUAAUUUGCAUCUACAAGCUGCUCAAAGAGUACUAAGGUACAUAAAGGCAGCUCCUGGACAUGGUUUAUUCUUCCCUUCCUCAUCUGAUUUGCUGCUGAAAGCUUUCUCUGACUCAUAUUGGGGAGCUUGCAUUGACACAAGAAAGUCUGUUACUGGUUUUUGCAUUUUUUUGGGGAAUGCUCUUAUAUCAUAG